AUGGGAAGUAUUAAAGAAAUAAAAUCUCUCGAAGAUAAUAAUGAAACUGCAAUAGAUAUUCUUUUGGAAAAUCAACCAAGACCACAUAAUGGGAAACAAAUUGAUCGAAUGGUGGUUUCUCCAGAUAUGAGUUAUGUUGUUACUUAUAGUGAAUCUGAUAAUUCAAUUAAUGGAUGGUUAGUUGACAUUGAAAAGGAUAAACAACAACACGAUAAGAAUUUCGUCCUUUAUGAACCCUAUAAAAUUUCUUCAUUCGUAUUAUAUAAAAAAAUUUUGAUAUUCUAUUAUUAUAAAGCAAAUGAACAUUGUUAUCGCAUUGUUGACUUUAACGGUGGUAAAGGUCAAUUUCUUCAACUAAAGCAUGCUGAAAUGCAAUCAAUUGAGAAAAAUGGGCAUAAAGAAAUUGGUAUCAUUAAAGAAAAGUUAUUGGGAUUUCUUCCUAAUGGAGAUUUAGUCCUAGUAUCGUUAUCGGAUUACAAAAUCUACCUGUAUUCUUUUAAAAGUAAACCAAAAACGGAUAAAACACCUUGGGAAUAUUCUAUAGUAUACGACAUAGACAUUCCGGGAAGGAGUGACGAAUACGUAGAUUGUUUAAUAUAUCAAACAGCAAACAUCACAAAAUUAUUUGUUUCAACGACGACUAAAUAUUAUGAAUAUGAUACCGUGACAACGAUAACUCAAUUGGAUUUAUCAACAAUGAGUUUUGAGAUGCAAUACCAUUUAUCUGAUAGUUAUAAAACGUUCGAUCUUGAUCGGAGUUUAUCUAAUAUUGUCAUGAAUCAAAAUCAAACAUUGUUGGCAUUAAACAUUAAGGAAGUAAUUUACAUCUUUUCAAUAGAAACCGGAAUUCAGAUUUCAAGAUAUUCGGAUGAUUAUGAACCAGUAGAAUUUGUAACUUUAAAGGAUGGUUCUGAAGGAUUAAUUAUUUAUAAAAAACUUUCGGACGAAACAUCAUGUAAGUUCGUAGAUCCUUUCCUUCCUUCUGACACAAUGAUUGAUAUUACCAAUAUCAUCGACGAUCCUAGGAACGUUAUCAUAAAUAAGUCAAACAGAAAAUUUUCCAUUGUCGAAAAUAAUGUUUGCGUUUCAGAUGGGUUGAAUGAAGACACGUUUGAACAAUUGUUAAAGAAUACCUAUCAUAAUAAUAUUUACACAUUAGCUAUCUUCAAAACCAUACAAAAUAUGCUUAAGGGUAUCCUUAACGGCAUCAACAAAAUAGAUAAGGUCGGAUUGGUACUCGGAGAAAAUUUUCGGUUUAAGCUUAAAAAUAAUGAUAAAGGUUCUUUUGUGAUUAAAGGAUUCAAUAAAUCACAUGAUCAUAAAUGGAAAGAAACACGUAACUGUGAUUCUCAUCGUUCUAUCGAUAUACUUUCAUAUCAACAAUUAAAUAAUCAGGAUUUAGCCUUAAUUACUAAACGAGGAAUCUUUAUCUAUACAAUAGACGGAGAUUUAUUAACUCUUCGAUACUUUUGGAAUAAUGAGAAUUGGAAUGAUAAUUGGAUAAAACACAAACGAACCGGGUCUAAAGUCGAUAUUAACGACCUUAUUCAAAAAGUUUUAAAUAAAGAAUUUUCUGAUUCUUUUUCUUCGUUACCAUCACCGAACUUUAUGGUUAUAUUUGAAAAUUGUGAUGUCAAUAAUCUGGAUGAUCCUUACGAAAUAGUAUUAUUUGUAAAAAGUUUGGAUAAUCCAAUUAAUCUUUACAAGAUUUUACUUUUGAAUAUUAUAAAUAAUCCAUCAGAAUUUUCAAAAUUUGGAUCAGAAAUAUUGGAUAUAGCAAUUGAAAAGAGGAAUGAUUAUAUCGUCCAAUCAAUUUUCAACAAGAUUAUCAGUUUGAUCGAUCAAGAAAAUGAAAAUAAUUCAACAAAUUACAUGAUGUUAUUACCUUAUAUCAUUAGUCUUAAACUACAUAAAUUAUGUGAUCAUGAUUUUUAUCGUUAUUCUAAUUUAGUUAUCAAAUAUAUCUUAUAUACUUCCAUUAUAUUGGAUCCCGGUUGUUUGUCAAUUAAAAAUUUGGAAAAUACACCAUUUCAUUCUUACUCCAAGAAUGUCAUCGUGGAGAUUGAAUUAUUUUAUAUGUUACCUCACCAAAAACGUAAAAAAGAAUGGUUUCCGGAUUGGAUGUAA
Funneliformis mosseae is the source of this 2127-nucleotide messenger RNA. Lineage: Eukaryota; Fungi; Glomeromycota; Glomeromycetes; Glomerales; Glomeraceae. The record is from the annotation of a GenBank genome assembly.